Molecule: messenger RNA, 2268 nt
Organism: Alexandromys fortis (reed vole)
Lineage: Eukaryota; Metazoa; Chordata; Mammalia; Rodentia; Cricetidae
Gene: Erich5
Product: glutamate rich 5
Exons: 3
Coding region: 529-1812 (427 amino acids)
Source: RefSeq, a predicted model, not a curated record
GCAGGUCUAACAGUUCAGAAUCCGUUGUUGAACUUCCUUGUGGUAACUAUGUUGGAGUUAUGUAAGAGGAUAAGGCUGUCAUAGCACAUCUAGUCUACCAAUCAAUAGCCUCUGGCUACAGCCGCCGCCUCCCCCUCCCUGGCUAUUUAGGACGUUUAUUCACACCAUCCCUCCCAGUGUUUAGCUCUGUCCCUCAUCCCAUCUCGGAGUCUUUUCCCAUUUACUUCCCCGCACCCUCCGCCUCCUGUCCAGCUGGUUCCUUGGUUUUAGUUGUCCCUACUCUUGCCCGCUGGUCCUCCAGCUGUCUGGCACUCCGCCCUCCCUGCUUCUAUCUGCCUGUCUCCUCGCCCCUCCAGGUGCGCACCCAGUACCCAGGGCCCCCGCUGCGCGCGUGCGCCUUGAACUCUUGGGCAGCAAGAUCACACAGUUGGGAGAAACUUCAGCGGCUGGGCUUGCGGUGAGCAUCGCAUCCAAGCCUCGCGACCCAUACUCGCGGGAGACUGGGCCAGGUGACUACCCUUUGGCGCAAUGGGCUGCUCCAGCAGCGCCCUCAACAAGGCGGGCGACGGCAACAGGUUCCGCAGCGGAGUACCUUCAAAUGAGAAUUCAUCUACUGGAGAACAAAGCAAGUUCUGCGUGGCCCAACCCAUGCCAUGCACACCAGGAAGAGAAGCUGCCUUCUACGGCAGUGCACAAAGGCCUGGCCAGGUCCCGUUAGAGAGGCCCAAGGCUUCCGUGGUGCCUACAGCCAAUGGUGUUAAAUCCUGCCACCAACCAUCCCAGGCAAAUGAUGAGGCCUCUGGAAAGGAUGCCGCAGACCCAUCAGGACCCACAAAGAAGACUGAGCCUCCCGUGCAAGGGGCAGAAUCUGAUCUACUUCAGCCAGGAGGCAACGAUGAUACGUUGGGGGCGGAGGAAAAGAAGAAAGAUGUAGAAACAAGGACAGAGGCCCAGUCUCUGAAAGGAAACGCUGAGACUGAGCCUCUAGGAACAGAAGCCAGGAGCCAGCCUCUGAGCACAUCAGGAGAGAGGGACUCCCCCGGAGCAGUGGAGGACUCUGAGAUUCCACAGGCUGCCAGAGGGACGAAACUUCUAGAAACGGCGGCGGAGAGCGCUCUUCCUCUGGAAACGGCUACGGAACUGCUGCCUGAAGAAGCAAUGGGAAAGGACGCGCAGCCCCAGACUGUAGAAGCAAUUCUCAAGGAGAACAACUCUCCAGAAAUGUCGGAAGGAAAUCAGUUUGUGGAAGAAGCUGAACAAAAGGAACUUCAAGAGACCCCAAAGGACAAACAGUUUCAGCUUCUGGAAGCAAUUCCCAAAGAGAACAACUCUCCCGGAGUAGCAGAAGGGGGUCAGUCUGCGGAAAGCAGUGAGAAGCAGCAACCUCAGGAAGCACCAUGCAAAGAUGUGCAGCCCCAACUUCUGGAAAGAAUUCUCAAAGAGAGUGAAACACCACAAGUGCCUGACGGAAGCCAGCUUGUGCAAACUCCUGUAGUGAAUGAGUCACUCUGUGAAACUCCUGAUGGGACCAGAAACACCCAGGGAUCUCACUCCGAAGCAAGCGCUGGAAGCAGGGAGGAGCUGGCAGGAGCUGCAGAGACGGCAACAAACGUGGACGUGGCCAGAGAAAUUCAUACCGAUAAAGAGGAGCAACACAUUGAAGGUGAGACUGGAGAAAAGAUGGAAGCAGAGAUGAAACACGAGAAAGGCAGUGAAGAAGCUAAAGUCAAAGAACAAGAAACAGGAGAAGCUGCCGACCUGGGGACCGCAGGGGACAGCGACGGAAGGGCUACUGUACACAGCUUGUUAUAGAAAAGGGCAGGAAAAUUUGAGGCUGUGGGGCCAGAUGCCAUCUUUUUCUGUGGCUGUACACUGACUGUAGAAACCAGGAAAAUAAUGUUGUUUUUGAUUGUGUUUUGCCAUAAGACUGCUAAGCUAUACAGUUUUUUAGGUACUAGGAUAAUUAUGCAUUCAAAGUGACAAUAGCCGUUACCAAUAAAAACUGAGAUCAUUUCAGAAUGUGAAGGUGAUUUUCUUCCUUGUGGUCCAUUCAGGAUAAAAUGAGACCCUAAAAGGGAAGUUUUAGAUGUAGGGGAGCUAGAGAGAAAUUAGUAAAAUUUAAGGAACUCAUGAUAGCAGAGUUACAUAGUUAUAAUAAUGAUGGGAUAAGCGUGAAUACCCCCAGGACACAGGAUAUUUCUGGCUUGUGAUAGAAAUUAGAGCGUUUUCCUGCAAGGUUUGGCAUUUUUCACAAUGAAAGGCUCCACA